Coregonus sp. 'balchen' is the source of this 3342-nucleotide messenger RNA. NCBI's taxonomy places the organism in Eukaryota, Metazoa, Chordata, Actinopteri, Salmoniformes, Salmonidae. The record is from the annotation of a GenBank genome assembly.
AUGACAUCAACAGGUGUUCUGCAGCCCAUCCCUGAGAACCGAGACCCAGUGGAACAGAGCCCGAGACCACCAUCACCUGAGAGGGCCUUCAUCAACCUGCAGCCACACACACAGGUAGGACUCUAGUCCUGCAGCAUGACAUACUAGUUUGUGUGUGUGUGUGUUUCACUGUGUUCGUCAACUAUAAUGUGGCUAUAACUAUUUGCAUAAUACCAUAGGAAUGUGUAUGAUUGAGUCUUUUUUUAUUCUUAUGUUAUAUCUGAAAAAUCUCAAAUGCUCUCUCUCGAUUAGCUUGACCAACAAGGAGCGUUAUCCCACUCUGAAGAGAUGAGAGAGAAAACCAACCCACUCUCUGGGAUCCAUGACCUGGUAAGUGACCUGUGUUUUCACUGUAACUUUUUGUCUUAGAAGUGACGUAGAACAGGGGUAGACAACCAAAUUAAGCCGCAGGCUGAUUUUGGUCGGAGAAGAUGGCCGGGGGUCCUCAACAUAAUUAUAAUAUAAUUUGUACACUGCAAACUGACCACAACUAAACCCAACAAGCGAUUGUAUUUGAAAAUAACAGUAAUUUCAUACUUUGAUUACAUUGAGACACGAUCAAGUCUCUUAUUUUAUUCGUGGGAAUACUUGGGAACAAAUUCCCUGAAUUAAACUCAUUUUUAGCUGAAUUCCUGAUGAUUUUACAGUAUUUUUUGAGCAAAAACUAAACUACCUGUUGCCGACCCCUGUCGUAGAAGGAGUCAAAGAUGAACACAGGUUGUGUGUGUGUGUGUGAAUGAUGCAGACAGUCCUCCUGUGUGAGGAGAAGGAGAAAGAGAAGGCCCUGUUUGUUAAAGCCAGAGAGAGGACCAUGAGAUACUUGAAAGAGGAUCUGGCUUACUACCAUGAGAAGGUCACCAAAGACCUGGGAUCCCUAGGCCAGACCCUGGACAGAGCUCUGGGGCUGAAUCAGAGCGAAGAGGAAGCUAAGCUGGAGGAAAGGAUGGUUAGGAGGUUUGGGAAGGGUGAGAGAUUGAUGAGGCCAGUGCUAGAGGUUGCAGGAAGAAGAGACAGACAAAUAUCAAGACACCCGAAUGUAAAGAUGGUAAUGAAUGGGAGAAGAGCCGGCCAACUAGUGAAGGUGGCAAAAGAGGAAGAGAGUAUAAGAGGUCAAAGAGCGAAGCCAGUGAACAUUUUCAAGGAAAUCGUUGCAGAGUUCAUGGACAAGGUCCAAAAUGAGUUUGAGGAUUUUAAUAAACUCCAAGACAUCGACAUGUGUCACAUGGUCAGAAAGCAGAUCAAGCAAGACCAGAUGAUGUUGGAUGCUUGGAAGCUCCAGCAGGAGUUAGUCGUGGGCUCUUUCAGAAACUACUGGAGAGAACUGGAGGAGGGCAUUGGACCCAUGCUAGACAGAGUGCAGAAAAUAGCCGCUGUGGAAGUUGAGGUAAGAACACCACACACCACAGCAUGCUGUAAGUCAGCUGGUAUAAUGGUGGAAACAGGGAGGGAAGAAUAGCAUUCAGGUUUCUUUACAACUCACAUUGUGCACUAUAAUAGCCUUCAUUAUUGCGUCAUUAUUUUGGAUUGGGUUAACUCACGUUUGAGGCCUGUUAGUUUUUUAUAUAAAUGCAUUGUGCAGGUUAUGUUUAGCCCAGCCAGGUCACCCAUUAUACAAGUCAGUAUUCAACGUCCAUCCAUGUCUGAGGACAUCAGGAGAUAACGUUGAAACCGGCCACUAGUGGCAACAGUGAGCACUGUUCCCUUCAAGUAGGUUUCGAUUUUGCUACAGCAUUGUGGACAGGGAUGGUGGAUAGGCGUAAGCAUCUGAUUCCAAAGGUUGCAGGUUCAAAUACAGUGGUAGAAAGUUGUUUUUGAUAUUUUUGUUUUAAGCCUAUCCCAAACCAUACCCUUACCUUAACCAUUCGGAGUUAAUAUCUAACUUUAAGAAUUUGGAGUUAAUGCCUGAACUUAACCCUAACUUAAAAAUUCUGAGUUAAUGCCUAAACUUAACCAAAACACUUAGAAAUGUGACAUUUGGAACAACUUUGAAAUUUGACGUUUGAGAAACAUGGAUGAACGUCUAAUUCUGACAUGAGUGUGAGAGCUCGUAGGUUUAGCCACACGAUCUAACCCUGCACCUCUGUCUCUCAUGCAGAAUGACUUCGCUACUCUUGAGUCAGUGGUAGGUUGUUUACUGGAUUAAUUCAGUAUUUCUACAGACAUAUAUUCAUUACUGAUUAAUUACUGCAGCUACAAUAUUCUCCCAGUAUGUAAGACUUUUUGAUACACGUAUUCCCACUGGGCACACACUGGUUGAAUCAACGUUGUUUCCAUGUCAUUUCAAUGAAAUGACGUUGAACCAACGUUGAAUAGUUGUUGAAUUGACGUCUGUGCCCAGUGGGCUGUAUCUUUUCACUGUGAUCUUGUGAUUAAUCAUGUUAACUAAUCUUGUACCGCUAAUCUUCCCAUCAAGAGUCAGAACUACAGGUCAUCUACUCCAGUGACUAUGACCUCCUUGACCUCUGUCUCUUUGACCACUGCUCCACUGACCGCUUCUCCACUGACCGCUACCCUCCAGACCACUGCCACUCCCCCCCUCUUCCUCCCUGUUCGCAUCCCUCCCUCUAACCUCCAGACCACCGCCGCUCCACCCCUCCCUCGCCCCCACCGCCUGCCCCCACUGAAGGUUCCACCGCCGACCCUGGCAUGGCCACAGACCACCCAUCUACCACCCAUCUCCACCCAGACUGAGGGAGGACAGACAGGCAACACUGACAGGACUGGAACACCUGUACUGGUAAGAAGACUGAUAAGAACCAGGCUCCCUCUCUCUCUUUCAGUCAGAUCCACACACAUGGUGCCACAUAGAGGAAAGCUAGUGUAGAUCUGUAAGAUUAUAGCUGUGCUGGAAAGAUGUUUAAAUGUUGUAUUAUGUUUCUCAGACUCUGGACACUAAUGGAGAUCAGACAAGAGAAACCAAUGAGAUUGAUUAUGAUGAGGUAGAGGAGAUUAGCAUCCUGCCUGAUGAGGAAAGGUUCCAAGUAAAGCAAGUGGAGAAGGAAGAAGUGAAGGAGAAGAAGGAACAGGAGAAUGAGACAGGGGGGGCCAAGAAAUGUCGCAAGACCAUCAAGAAGAGGUGAGUUUUAAGUAGACAGAAGAUAAUUAAAUAGUGGAGAGAGGGAAAAGCUAGCAGACAGAUGGACACAUAAAAGGAGAUAGUAAAGGACCAUGAGUCACAAUUUUGAAGUGUUGCAGUAGUGUCCAUAUUGUUCCAUUCUUGUCAUUGGUUACUACCUCCCUCGCAGGUUUAUCAGAUGGCUGAGGAAGAUGUGCUGCUGUGGAGGCUGCUUUCAGAAAUGCUGA